This is a messenger RNA of Ilex paraguariensis (yerba mate), 1029 nucleotides long. NCBI's taxonomy places the organism in Eukaryota, Viridiplantae, Streptophyta, Magnoliopsida, Aquifoliales, Aquifoliaceae. The record is from the annotation of a GenBank genome assembly.
AGGAGAAUAGGAUUGGACCAGAGGUAUUUGGGAUAAUGCCUUCAAGGUUAAACUUUUGUUGUGUAUGAAUGGCAUUAUAUCGCUCGACAGAAAACGGACGGAGAUUAAGAAGCCUAAGCUUAAUAUUUUCGGACGGAAUUAAAUGCUUGCCUGAAAGUUAUUUAUUGCUGGAAUUUUUUACCUUGCAUCUAUUAUUCCAAUUUCAUAGCUACCAAGAGUGGUCAAUCUGUCAAUGUGAAACAAAAUUUCCUCACAUAUGCCUUCAUUUUCAUCAUAAUCCUUGGAAUUUGCUAACAGGUUAUGAUGAUCAAUUACUGUGGCAGGUUAAGAUCGUCAAUGGAAGGUUAUCUUGAUGCUUUUGACCCAAAGAACUCUAUUGUUCCAGCUGGAAUUUUCACUAAUCGGGUUGAGGAUCUCGAAUUCGAAUGUGUUACCACAUCCCUCAUGGAGCGAGUAAUCCUCUUUCUAAAUGAUGCUAGGGAAAACCUCAGAUGCUCAAUGGCUAAGGAUACAGCCACUAUCAAGAAUGAGUGCUUACAAAUUGCUGAAGAUCCUAAGUGCACAGGAGUAUCUAUGAAAUGCAAUGAAGAAGAAUCAUUUUUUCAUCUGCCUAAAGAUAUAUCAGUGGAUUUCCAGAAAAAGUUCACGUUUUCCAAACAUGAGAAGCAAGGCACAGAAUCUAGUUUCUUUUUGGGCAACACAGAUAACUACAGAUUACUUACAGGGGAAGAGCAUGGAAUUAGCACCCAUUUGGAUUCUUAUGAUUGCGGAGAUAUGGAGAAGGAAGAUCUGCUUCUUGAUCAGUUGCUGCAUUCAAGAAGUGUUUCAAUGGAAGAGUUGAGAGCAAGUCGACAACAGGUUAUCCUUGUGGCAUCGCUACUUGAUCGCAUACCUAAUCUUGCUGGAUUGGCACGGACAUGUGAGGUAUUUAAAGCAACUGGUUUAGUCAUUGCAGACAAAAAUGUACUUCAUGACAAGCAAUUCCAACUCAUCAGGUUUUUCAAUAGUGCUCUACCAUCUGUUCUGUGA